AUGGCUCAGGAUCACGUUCCAUGUGAUUCGAGUAAUCAUGCAUCGAACAUGAAAGAAGGAGCAAACGACUCGCUAGUUGUUUGUUUUGGGGAGAUGUUGAUCGACUUUGUACCAACAGUUGGUGGGGUUUCACUGGCAGAAGCACCUGCUUUCAAGAAGGCCCCUGGUGGUGCUCCUGCUAAUGUAGCUGUUGGUAUAUCAAAACUAGGUGGAUCAUCAGCUUUUAUAGGCAAGCUUGGUGACGAUGAAUUCGGGUAUAUGCUGUCUGACAUUUUGAAACAAAACAAGGUGGAUAACUCUGGCGUGCGAUUUGAUUCUACUGCAAGGACUGCUCUGGCAUUUGUGACACUCAGAGCUGAUGGCGAACGUGAAUUCUUGUUUUUCCGUCAUCCAAGUGCAGACAUGCUUCUUCAAGAAUCGGAAUUAGAUAUAAACCUCCUUGAGCAGGCCAGGAUCUUUCAUUAUGGAUCAAUUAGUUUGAUUUCAGAACCUUGCAGGUCGAGUCAUAUUGCGGCAAUGAGAAUUGCUAAAAAGUCUGGCAGCAUCCUUUCUUACGAUCCAAAUUUGAGAUUGGCAUUAUGGCCAUCAGCAGAGGCUGCUAAGAAAGAAAUAAUGAGUAUAUGGGAUCAAGCUGAUGUUAUAAAGAUAAGUGAGGACGAAAUUACAUUCUUAACUGGAUGUGAUGAUCCUAAUGAUGAUAAAGUAGUCUUGGACAAGCUUUUUCAUCCCAAUCUGAAGCUUUUGAUUGUAACUGAAGGUUCAGAGGGUUGUCGAUAUUACACCAAGGAAUUCAAAGGCCGGGUUCCUGGUGUUAAGGUGAAACCUGUUGACACAACCGGUGCAGGUGAUGCAUUUGUCGGUGGGAUGUUGAGCAACCUAGCUUUUAACCUAAAUCUAUUCAAGGAUGAGAAGCAAUUAAGAGAAGCUCUUCUAUUUGCAAAUGCCUGUGGUGCUGUCACGGUGACAGAGAGAGGUGCGAUCCCUGCACUACCCACAAAGGAUGCAGUCCUUAAACUCUUAGGGAAAGUCUCUCCAAAAUGA
Messenger RNA from Dovyalis caffra, 1041 nucleotides. The record is from the annotation of a GenBank genome assembly. Lineage: Eukaryota; Viridiplantae; Streptophyta; Magnoliopsida; Malpighiales; Salicaceae.